Lineus longissimus is the source of this 502-nucleotide messenger RNA. RefSeq lists its product as uncharacterized. The transcript is spliced from 2 exons. Lineage: Eukaryota; Metazoa; Nemertea; Pilidiophora; Heteronemertea; Lineidae. Bases 79 to 402 code for a protein of 107 amino acids. The record is from RefSeq and is a predicted model, not a curated record.
ACCUCGGCCGGGCACUCUUACGUCGAGCUUGAAUCUAAUUGUCAGAACAAACUUUCGCAGCAACUGCCCGAAUCAACUAUGGCACUUUGGAAAAUCUCGAUAUUCGCGGCCCUCGCGGUGAUCCUGGUCGCCGAGUGCAGCGGUUACAACAUGUGGAGUUGCGAUAGUCGUUCCCAUGACACCAGCACCCAUACCUUCGCAGGCAACAACCCAUGCCCGAGCUAUGCCCCCAACCCAGUCUACUUCAGCGCCAGCGGCUACGAGAAUCCGUGGAGCUGCGACAGCAGGAACGACAACUGGAGCGUGAGUUACUUCAGCAGGACCAACCCGUGUCCAUCGUACACGCCUUACCCGGUCUGGGACGAAGACUUGACGUCUGAAAAUAUCUUCGGGAGCAAAUAGAUCUUGCCGCGAAAGCAUAUGUGGAUCUAGUUUCCAGUAGUUUAGCAAAGCAUUCCAAAUUUCAAUUACCGCGUACUUGAUGCAUGAAUAAAUAGCAAAU